AUUCAGGACACUCUGGCUGUGGAGGACCUUCUCAGCUAACACAUAACCACAGAUACAUCUCGUCCAAUCCAAAUACGACAUUAUACGAAAAUGAUAUAUAUUGUCACUGGAGAAUACAUUCCACAUCCGGAAAAAUUAUCCGGCUCCGGGCUCUGUGGUUUGAGUUAGAAGACGACAAUGAGUGUGACAACGACUAUUUGGCGAUAUAUGACGGCAAAAACGCACGCUCACCACUAAUUGGGAAGUUUUGUGGGAACGCAAGUCUGGAGUUGAUCUCAUCCCACCGAUAUCUGUCCUUGUAUCUCAACACCAACAGCCACAGACAAGCUAAAGGCUUUAAUAUCACUUACGACUUUGUUCAAGCGUCAACCGGAUGUGGAGGCAACUUCUACAGAUGUGCCAAUAACCGAUGUGUUCCCAAAAUUGGAAUCUGUGACGGACACAAUCAAUGUGGUGAUUCGAGCGAUGAAGAAAACUGCGCAGCUUCCGGCGUAUGUAAAGGCACAGAAUAUGAGUGUCCGGACAACACAUGCAUCCCCAAAAACUGGGUUUGUGAUGGAAGUAACGACUGUGGGGAUCUGGCGGACGAGGACAAUUGUGGCAAACAAACAGGAUUGUCCGGCUGUAGGAGUAGUGCAUGGCAAAACGGUACAUCUGGUUCUUUCAGCAGUAUGGACUACACUGGGCCAAUAUCGGAGUAUGAGAACGAUACAGAAUGCCACUGGGAUAUCAAUGUUCCGCACGGAAUGUUUAUCAAGUUAACCUUUGACCCCGACUUCGAGAUCGAGGAUGGACAUGCCGUCUGUGAUACUGAUCGACUUACUAUCUUCAAUGGCAAGGAUCAUUCUCUUGUAGGUGAGUACUGUGGGGACACUGCUCCUGACCCCAUCAUCAUUCCGAGUGACCACGCACUGGUCAAGUUCUUCUCGGAUGAAGAGUCCAGUUUCAAAGGAUUUAUGGUACACUGGGAAGCAGUUGAUGCCACCGGAUUGCCUACAGAGAUAAAACACGACGCUGGGCCCGAUGGGUGUGACCAGUGGAUUAACUACUCAGGUCCUGGGAUUAUACAAACUCCAAAUUUUGGUUCAGGGAAAAAUUACGAGGUCAACACUACCUGUGUUUGGAGGAUUUUUGGCCCUGAAGGUUACGUAAUCAAGGUUCAUUUCAACGACUUUGGUGUAGAAGGUUCCUUUCUGUGUAAAUACGACAGUGUCAGGAUUUAUGACGGUCCCAGCACUGCGGAUGAUCUCCUGGCCACGAUCUGUGGUCGAAGAGUGCCCAGAGACGAAUGGUCAAAGACAAACAACAUGAUGAUUGCUUUCUACUCCGAUAGGAGCUACAACGGUAAAGGCAUUAACGCAACAUUUGAAGCGGUCAAAGUUACAUCUGACCCUCAGACGCACGACACAGCCUGUACCAAGAGGGUCACACUGAGGGAUAACCACGGGAUGUUGACCUCUGACCUCUUUGAUGGUGUCACCGAGUACCCUAACGAUCUAUUGUGUCGCUGGACCAUAACUGCUCCUGCUGGCAAAGUCAUCACACUGACAAUUAACUCAUUUCAGACAGAGGAAGACGAAGAUUGCCAAUAUGAUUAUGUUAGUAUUACAGACGGCCAUAAAAAUACACGUCUAUGUGGGUUUGUUUACCCAGAAUACAUCACGAGUAAACGGAACUCCCUCAACAUCCGGUUUGUAACGGAUGAAAGUAUUGGAGGAUUUGGUUUCAAUAUAACCUAUGACGUCCAUGACCGGAUUCCUGCUUGCCCGAAUGCGGACGACUUUAGGUGUAAUGACAAUUCAUGUAUUCGUGCCAAUCAAGUAUGCAAUGGACAAGAUGACUGUCCUGGGGGGACCGAGGAACUUGUAUGUGGAAAUGUCGCAACGUGUGGAGUUCCCGCUAUUACACCGGCUGCUGGAAAUACCAAAAUCGUCGGAGGGAAGAUUGCUAUUCCAAACAGUUUACCUUGGCAGGUGUCCCUGAGGUUUUUAGGGAGCCAUAUGUGCGGGGGUACAUUGAUUGCCCCCCAAUGGGUUGCAACAGCGUCUCACUGUUUUGAGGAAAACAGAGACCCCAAAAACUGGAAAAUUUACGCGGGAAAACAACACGAGAAGAAAGAUGACCCACAUCAACAGUUAAGAGACGUUGUCAAAGUACUAAUGCACGACCAGUACAAAGCAGCCGAAAUUGACAAUGACAUCACGUUACUGAAGGUGGACCCACCCUUCACGAUUAACGAUUACGUCAGCGUGGCGUGUCUACCGACAGAAACAGCUCCGGACGGAACGGAAUGCAUGUCAUCUGGUUGGGGGGAAACCGAGGGCACUGGCGGCGCAGGUAUUUUAAAACAAGUUGCACUUCCGGUAGUGAACUUACAGAGUUGUAACGCAUCUCUUGAUGGUGGGGUCACAGCCAACAUGAUCUGUGCUGGAUUUGACGCCGGUGGACACGAUACAUGCCAGGGUGACAGUGGAGGCCCAUUUAUAUGUAAACUGAGCGGAAAAUGGCAGCUAGAAGGAAUUGUAUCAUGGGGGUAUGGAUGUGCAGAGCCUGACUCACCAGGAGCAUACACACGUGUUGAAAAUUAUAUACCUUGGCUUCAACAAAAUGUUGGAUCGCAUUCUCCAUAG
Ylistrum balloti is the source of this 2630-nucleotide messenger RNA. Its product is annotated as suppressor of tumorigenicity 14 protein homolog. Gene Ontology annotation, molecular function: serine-type endopeptidase activity; protein binding. The transcript is spliced from 16 exons. Lineage: Eukaryota; Metazoa; Mollusca; Bivalvia; Pectinida; Pectinidae. The record is from RefSeq and is a predicted model, not a curated record. Gene Ontology annotation, biological process: proteolysis. The annotation marks the transcript as partial.